AUGUCGGUCCCGAUUGAGAAGCUCCAGCUAGAAAAGCUCCUUGACGAGAGAGUGUUUGUAAAAUGGACAGAUCAAUCAGGUACAACUUUGACGCUGGGCUCUUGCUUGUAUGGUAACAAGCAGAAUCCCAAGUUUUUUAUGGCUGCAUACCUCGAUAUUAAAGGUCAUAUUCAUAUUCACUUUAAGCUCCAGGUCUCUAUUAAGCUCGCUGGAAAGAAGCAACAAAUGGACAUGCUGUUGGUUGUUCCUCCGGACGCCGACUUCGCAAGUGCCUCUACACCUCGUCCGAUAUCGAGCAUCGAUGAUUUAUCUCACGACGCUUCUGCCAUUCACGAAGCUGGCUUAAGCGACUCGCAACAUGUCUUCCUCAUAAAAUUCAAACUGACUGCGAAGGGAUUCGUUAUUGCGAAGAAGAAGACUGCUCCGAUCAUUAGGCCCAGCACUACAACUGCAGAAAAGUUGGUUCAUAGCCUUGAAUCUUUGUCUAAUACAUCCAUCUUCAGCGUAUAUAUCAGGCCAAGCACUUACGCGGAAGUGAAUCUGCAAAAACUUCGCACGCACCUGGUCAACACUUGUGCUACUAUCGAUACAUGGAAAACCAGCACAAAGGAGAUGUACAUUCAGCAAGGGGCUAUGUUAGUGGAAUGGAAUAGAUUCUUAUCUGAGGAUCAACAACACGUACUACCGCCACCAUAUACUCUAGAAUCCCCGGAAGUGCAGGUUCCUCGGUCACCAGUAGUUUUCGAGAAGGAACCACCAUCAAUCAAUGUUAUCGAAGAGGCAAUUGCCGAAACACCGACACGCACUCCAGUCAGCCCGAACCUCCCGCCGGUACUGCAUGGCAUUUUCUCUCCUAGCGUCGAAGACUCUUUGAAUGACAGAGUGAGCUCGGAUGAUGUCGAAAAGGACUUGAAAUGUGCGGAAGAGGAUUCGAGGUAUAUCGAAAUGGACUUUGACGUGGAUUCAGAUGAAGAACGUCUCGCUAAUUUGAAGUCUCGAGAACUAAGUCAGCAAUUCAAUCAAGAUUUAGAAGUUUCAAAGAUACUUGAGUCAAAGUUUGUGGAGUGGAUACAAGCAGCAAUGCGGAUAAACUCGAAUGUGUACGCACACAAGCGUUUAACUACCAAGCUGUCAAUUCUAGGUAACUGCGUCCGUACGUCUAAUGCUGGCGUAUUUGACGCUACUAUACCCUGGUGCUCUGCGUUAUUUUUCUAUGACCCAUUCGAUUCCGAUAAUUCUGUGUUAUGGGAGGAGAGGAAUUCAUGGCUGAUUUCAGACAUGGCCAAACUGAUUAGAUGGGCUAAUGAAGUUCACUAUGGCGCCGAGAUGAAUCCAUUAUUGGUAACUGAUUUUGUGAAGCUAGGCAAUCUUGCUCGCACUGUUGCUCUACACUCUGGAUAUAACAAGGACGAAUACGGCCUUCAGAAAAGUGCAUGUGUUGCUCAUGUUUUUAUGGAAUUUAUCAAGCCGGCGACUGAUAUCAGUGGAGAGAACAGCAAGCCUCUUUCUCGAAAAAGCUUAGAAGCUGGUAGAAAUAUAUCUAAGCGAGUAAAGAUAUAA
Molecule: messenger RNA, 1560 nt
Organism: Botrytis deweyae
Lineage: Eukaryota; Fungi; Ascomycota; Leotiomycetes; Helotiales; Sclerotiniaceae
Exons: 1
Coding region: 1-1560 (519 amino acids)
Source: RefSeq, a predicted model, not a curated record